Molecule: messenger RNA, 2626 nt
Organism: Eurytemora carolleeae
Lineage: Eukaryota; Metazoa; Arthropoda; Copepoda; Calanoida; Temoridae
Gene: Rrp6
Product: exosome component 10-like
Exons: 25
Coding region: 9-2558 (849 amino acids)
Biological process (GO): TRAMP-dependent tRNA surveillance pathway; nuclear polyadenylation-dependent CUT catabolic process; nuclear polyadenylation-dependent rRNA catabolic process
Cellular component (GO): nucleolus; nuclear exosome (RNase complex)
Molecular function (GO): 3'-5'-RNA exonuclease activity; nucleotide binding; nucleic acid binding
Source: RefSeq, a predicted model, not a curated record
UGCUUCAGAUGAGUAUGCCGGUCGACGAGUUCCUGCCUGGGUUCGGCAGCGUGGACGAGUUUACCCAGGCCAACUUAAAGAAGAUCCUCCACGCUACUAAACUAUCAAAUGAUCUUCCAGGAGAGAAGCGUGAAGAUUUUGAUUACUAUUCAACAUUCCCAGAGUUCAGAAAGGUUUUAUCAGUUCAGGGACGGAAGUUGCGCGACAUGUUGAAAAUGCAGUUAAACUUUCAGGGGAUAAACUCAGGAGUUGGUUCUUCACAGGUUGAGGAUUUGGUUGAUCUGCUCACAGACACCAACGAUACUAUUCUUGAGAGAAUAAACAUGAACUUAGAUGAAGCUGCUGGACUAAAGCGGGAAGUGAAUCCUCUUUUGCUUGAAGUCAGUCAAUCCAAUGUUAAUCGAGUAUCAGGGUCCUGGAACAACUUUAACAGAAAUCAGAAGAAAUCUGAAAAUAAGAAGGAUAAUGAUGUAAAACUUCUCACCGCAAGGAAUGUAAUGAGACCUCAGGUUAAAUUCAAAUCUUUCAUCGAUAACACAGAGAAGCCCUUCACUCCUAGGCUUAAAGAAAAGCCGCACAGUAAGAAGCCUCUGUCUAUAUUGAUUGAGUAUGACGAGGUGGGGGGAGAGUUCUUCAGUCAUCCCUACCUUUUCGAGAUAGAGAGGUUCAGUCCAUCCCAUGACCAGCUCAAACCCAGACCUAUACCGAUCCCUCUGGGGGUAGAGCGGGUAGACAUGGACUUUAUCGAGACCAAGGAGCAGCUGGAGGAGUGCAUCAAGGAACUAUCCAAACAUAGCAUUAUUGCCAUUGACUUAGAAGCUCAUUCCUACAGAUCGUACCUAGGGUUUACUUGUCUUAUUCAGAUUUCUACAGAACACAAGGAUUAUCUGAUCGAUCCUUUUAAUAUUUGGGGGGAGAUGAACUUACUCAACGAGAUUACUACCAACCCCAGCAUAGUCAAGGUAUUCCAUGGAUGUGAUAGCGAUGUUGUCUGGUUACAGCGAGAUUUCUCCGUUUAUCUUGUUAAUGUUUUCGAUACUCAUCAAGCAGGGAAACUUCUAGGACUACCAAGAUUAAGUUUGGCGUGGUUACUAGAACACUACUGUAAAGUGUACGCUGAUAAACAAUAUCAGCUUGCAGAUUGGAGAAUAAGGCCUCUGCCUGAGGCGAUGGUUUACUAUGCUAGACAGGAUACAAGAUAUCUUAUCUUCUUAUAUGAGAAACUAAAGAUUGAGCUGCUUGAGAAGGGAAAUGAGCAACAAAAUUUACUUCGUGCAGCUCUGCAGCAGAGUAAUAUUUUGUGUUCUACCAGAUACUAUAAACCUAUCAGAACCUCAGCAAGUCAUCUUGAUCUUCUGAAGAAAUCUAAAUCUGUUCUGAACAACAAGCAACUCUUUGCUUUACAGGAACUGUACAGCUGGAGGGAUGGUGUAGCUAGGAUUGAGGAUGAGAGUACCCAAUAUAUUCUACCAAACCAUAUGCUUCUCAAGAUAUGUACCGAACUACCGAGGGAGAUGCAGGGUAUCCUAGCGUGCUGUAACCCUGUACCUCCUCUAGUCAAACAACAUCUUCAGUCUUUACACAUGGUUAUACUCAAGGCUAGAAAUAAGACGCUGCAGACCGUGGACUCUGACAUCCACGGUUCCUUCAAUAACACGGAGAACGAGGUGGCGGGAAACGAGAACGAGUACAAUGAAAAUCCGCUAAAAUGUCCGCUAGAGCUGUCCAACCUAUCGGAACUCGGAACAGGAUUAAAAACGCUUGUCUCCAAGCAGGGAGAGAUAAUGGAGUUUUCUCCGAAGAUGAAUAAUAAUUUAAUCAAGAAGAAAUCUUCACUCGGGGUCUUUGAUGUCAAGGACGAAGAGAAGAAGAAAAAGAAGAAGAAGGAGAAAAAGAAGAAGAAUGAGAUUGAGAAGUUUAUCAGUCCUUUCCAGAGAUACCAAAUGCUGCGACCCUAUCUAGAGAGUUUGAAGAAAUCAGAUGAACCAGACUCAGCCAACCAACAGGUUAAAUCUGCCGAUGUACGACUGGAAAGUAUAAAACUGCACUUCCAAAAGUUGACGGAUAUGACACCGAAACCUAAGAAAGUAGAGAUUGAAGAAGAAGAAGAGGAAGAGGAAGAAGUUCAAAAUCUUGAAUCUGAUGAAGAGGUUUUACCCUACCGGAAGUCCAAUGGUCCACUUCCUAAAAAAAUGCGUUUCGUGGAUAAAAAAAGUGUGCCUGAUUCUGCUGAGAAGGCGAGAUUGCUUGAACAGGUUGAGAAGGAAGCAGAGAAAAGGAAACUAGAGAUAGAAAAUAAACUUGUCCAGGAAGAAAUAAUGGAGAAGAAGAAGAAAAAGAAAAGGAAAAGUGACGAAGAAGUUCCUUUCGAGUCGAAAAUCCCUAAGACCGGUGCUGGGUUCGACUACACUAAUGUCGACUACGACAAGAUGUUUGAGAAAAGUCGACAGGAUCGAUCUGAUUUCAAUCCAGUGCGACAUGAUAAGAAGAACAAUCGAAUGGACAAGACAAAACAGAAAACUAAGAACAACGGGAAAAGUUUUACGUUUAAAAAAUAGUACAUGUCUUGUCAACUUCCACAUUAUCAACGGUGCUGUGAGCGAAUUUUUUAGAACAAUUUUUUCAG